AUGGCCUCCGGCUCCAAGCAGCUGAAGUCUAGUCUCCUUGUGGUAGCAGCUCUGCUCCUCCUCAUCUGCAUCUGCACUACUAUGGGGCAAGCAGCAAGGCCGGAACCUGGAUCAAAGGACCACAUGCCACAGCGCGCUGUCUCCGCCGCCGGUGUUGCUGGCCAUGAGAAGAGUGGCUCAGCGGCCGGGGUGGAAAUGCAUCAAGAUGAGCCGGAGGAAAUGAGAGAAUGUGAGGACGACGGAGACGAACGGGAGGAGUGCCUGAUGAGGAGGACGUUGGUCGCUCACACCGACUACAUCUAUACCCAGGGGAAGCACAACUAG
Messenger RNA from Miscanthus lutarioriparius, 324 nucleotides. NCBI's taxonomy places the organism in Eukaryota, Viridiplantae, Streptophyta, Magnoliopsida, Poales, Poaceae. The record is from the annotation of a GenBank genome assembly.